Molecule: messenger RNA, 720 nt
Organism: Oncorhynchus gorbuscha (pink salmon)
Lineage: Eukaryota; Metazoa; Chordata; Actinopteri; Salmoniformes; Salmonidae
Product: voltage-dependent calcium channel subunit alpha-2/delta-1-like
Exons: 4
Coding region: 268-720 (150 amino acids)
Source: RefSeq, a predicted model, not a curated record
UCUUCUAAAAACACACUGGGCGCUUCUUGUAAGGUUACCGCCGGAGAUCUGACACACACUCUUUCAAAAAGACAUACAAACACAAACUCAUCAGGGGGAGACGAACCAGCUGAGAUUUGUUUUCAAACUGUCCCCCGAUGGCUGCGUGACAGGUCCACUGAACGCGCAAGAAGACGCACACGGUUCCCGGAUUUGGACUGCUUCACGCAUCUCUUUCCCUGUCUUGAGUCGUUUUUUAUUAUCGUGUGUUGGGAACUCCGUUCAAUCAUGGAUACCUACAGCUCCUUCACCGCUCUACUUUUACUUCUGGCUUCGUUAAAUAGUGUGUCAACCGUGCAGUUCCCGUCGCCACUUCUGAUAAAGGAAUGGGUGGAGCAGAUGCAACAGGAGCUGGUCACACUGACGGACACAGCCAGCGGAGUGCAGAACCUCAUACAGAUCUUCCAGAGCCACAGGAAGUACUUCAGUGUGGGGUCCAACGAUGCCAGCCAGCUGGUGGCUAAUGCAGCAGGGAACAUUGAGAAUCUCCUGGCCAACCGUUCUCGUGCUCUCAAGAUGCUGUCCCUUAGCCAGCCCUGCACGUUGACACACCACAGUGCCCCCCAGAUGCUGUCCCUUAGCCAGCCCUGCACGUUGACACACCACAGUGCCCCCCAGAUGCUGUCCCUUAGCCAGCCCUGCACGUUGACACCACAGUGCCCCCCAGAUGCUGUCCCUUAG